Hirsutella rhossiliensis is the source of this 993-nucleotide messenger RNA. RefSeq lists its product as uncharacterized. Lineage: Eukaryota; Fungi; Ascomycota; Sordariomycetes; Hypocreales; Ophiocordycipitaceae. The record is from RefSeq and is a predicted model, not a curated record. The coding region runs from base 1 to 993 and encodes 330 amino acids. The transcript has 3 exons.
AUGCUCCCGUCCCGCGCACCGGCGACGCUGCGUUCAACAGCUCCCCUCACGGCCUGCAGGAUCCCGCGGCGGCCAUUGUCCUUGACUCCAUGGCGGCAACAACACCGACACCAGAGAAAUGGAAACGGCCACGAUGAGGCCGAGGCUCCGGAUGCGCAGCUCGGCAAGAGGACGCGCCCGCAGCUAGACGUCUCUGAACCAGCUGUCCGCGACGCCUUCUCACAAGACGACGCCGUGUCUUUGACGCAGCCCUCGGCCCUGGGCCAAGCUCUGGCAGACCUUGCCAAGAAGGACGACGACGGCGACUCCAAGGACCCGCGCACCAUGCUCAUCCUCCACGGCCUGAGCCCCAACCUCAAGCCAAGCGACUUCUACCGCCUCGGCUCCGACUGCGACUCGAGCUGGCAGCGCGUCAUCAGAAAAGUCCAGCAACAGCGCGACCGCCACACCCUCGAGCCCCUCGGCUGCUACCACGUCUCCUUCGCCUCGGCCGCCCCCGCCGUCGCCUACUGCGACACGAUCCUCCGCCUGCACCGCCUGAGCCGCCACAAGCUGCUGUCGCCCACGGGCCUGUGGGAGAGCUGCGUCCCGCCUUUUCUCCGCUCCCCCGCCGGCGCCCAUCCGGCAGCCGAGCUUGCCGGCUUCACCCUCGUCCCCGCCUCCCGGCCCGCCUUCACUGUCGAGCGCAAGCGCGUCCAGACGAAGAAGUCUUGGUCCGCCCAGCUCCUCGCCCGCCUCGCCCCCCUUGCCGCCCCCAGUCACAGGCCCCCCGCCGUUUUGCUGCACGUCUACCCGCCCACCCUCGACGCCCGCGUCCUCUCCCGCUUCAUAGACGUCGACGGCGCUGCGAGGGGGUGCCCGUGGCGCGUCUCCAAGCUCCAACACCUCGAGGCAGCCCACGACGAGUCCGCCUCGCUCGUGCCGCGCAGAACCUCGCCCGGCGCCACGCUCGAAAAGCAGAAGAGCCGCGGCUCUGGAACCAGCAAACAUUGA